Molecule: messenger RNA, 4683 nt
Organism: Dictyostelium discoideum AX4
Lineage: Eukaryota; Evosea; Eumycetozoa; Dictyosteliales; Dictyosteliaceae
Exons: 3
Coding region: 1-4683 (1560 amino acids)
Source: RefSeq, a predicted model, not a curated record
AUGAGCCCAAGUUUACCAAUUCCAGAUUUCCAAGAUGCCCCUCAAAAUUUAUUAAGAGAUGAAAUUUUUGGAAUCAUUGAAAAAAUUAAAAUUAAAUAUGAUCCAAAUAUUAUUGGUAUGGUUUCAUAUAUUCCAACAUUUUUCGAUUUUGGAUCAAUUUUUCAAUAUAAAGCAUCAGAUAGAUUAUCAGUUUUAAGAAGUGUUAAAUCAAACUUUUUAAAUAUUGCCAAACAAGCUGAAUCAUCAUUGGAAAAGAUGGAUGCAAUUAAUAAACCAAAUAUUCAUUUAUUUAUUACAAGAAUUGUUAUUCAAAAUGUACCAGGUAAAUCAGGUACAUCAAAGAAAUCAACAUUUUAUCCAGAUGGUACAUUGGAAAUUCAAACCGUUUUUGAGGAUUCAUUAAAUUGUCAAUAUUAUUUAGAGAAAAAGAUAAUUCAAACAUUGAAUGAGUUCCGUCCAUUACAAGGAGCAGAGAUUCCAGUUAAAGUCCCAGCAGCAGACGCACCAGCAUUCGUUGCAGCAGCACCAGUCGCAGCAGCACCAGCACAAGUUCAAUCACCAGCAUCAUUUACACCAACACCAAUUCCAACACAAGCACCAGUUACAGCAAGUGUUGUCGCACCAACUACCGCACAAUCAGCUCAAUUCAUUGACCUUUCAAUUCCAUCCUAUCCAAAUGGUGCUUGGGAAACCUUGAAAAAUGAUAUUGUAAACUCAUUGAAACCAAUUAAAAUUGAUAAUUCAAUUUUACCAGGUCCACCAUUUGAUGCACAAUUGGGUGUCGAUUGGGCAUCAGUUCCAUUAUCUGGCGCAGAUUUUAAUGCAGUACUUAGAUCAAUGAAAACUAAUAUUCCAAACAUUAGUAAACAAAUCGUACCAGCCAUCCAAAAAUUGGAAGAAUUUAGAAAACCAAUGAUUGCAGAUUUUAUGGUUUCAAUUGUUUUCCAAAAUGUUGCAGGUAAACAAUCUGCCUCAAAGAAAGCUUUCUUAUCUGCUGAAGGUGCUCUCAUCAUUCAAGUACCAUUUGAAGAUGCUUUAAAUUGUUCGUAUUAUUUUGAAAAGAAAAUUACAUCUGGUCUUCAAGAAUUUGCACCACCAAGUUCUGCACCAGCUGCUAAAAUCACUUCACCAGUUGUUGAAACUCCAUCACCAGUUGUCGCACCACCAGUUGUUGUUGCUCAACCAACUCCAGUUAUGCAACCAACUUAUUCAGUUCCACAACCACAACAACCAAAACCAGCAGCAGUUUAUGUACCACAUUAUUCAACUCAACCACAAGCAGUAGUAGCACCACCAACACCAGCACCAGCACCAGUUGUUGUUCAACCAAUUGUUAAAGAACCACCAAAACCAAAGGGUAGAGUUGAAAUGGAAUUUAAACCAAAUAUUGAAGAUUUUAAUCAAUUAUUUUUAAUUAGAGAAAUCGAUUAUUUCCUUCAAAAGAUGGUUAUUGUCGAUGAAAAAGAUCAACCAUUUGGUGUACCAAUUUAUAUUGAUUGGGCAUCAGUUAUGGUUUAUCCAUCAGCAAUUAAACAAAAUACAAUCAUUAGAAAUGUAAAUCUUGCAAUCUAUCGUUUACUUCGUGAUAUUGUAGUAGCAGUAAAGAUGGCAUGCACAGAUUUUGGUAAUCGUGAUAAUGUUGUUGAAUACCUUCGUUCAGUUACAAUUCAAAAUAUGCAAGGUAGUUCAAGUUCAUUGAAAAAGGUUGUCUAUGAAGAUGGUCAUUUAAUUGUUCAAACUAUUUUCGAAGAUUUUGGUAAUUGUGGUCUCUAUUUCGAUUCAAAAGUGAUUCAAGCACUUCAAUCACGUCCAUCAACACCAACUCCAAAGAAACCAGAAGCUAUUGUUAUCAUUAAAGAAGAGGUCGACAUUCGUUAUCGUGCCCAUAAGAGUGUUGUAAACAAAGAUGGUCAACAAUAUACACCAUCAUGUGAUGUAGAAUGUGAUUGGGCAUCAUUCUCUCAUAAAGCUUAUGAAGGUACAAACAUUGAAAAUAAUAUCAUCUCCUUAUCAAAUAAUAUUUUCGUUGAUCUUCAUCAAUCAAUUCUUUCAUUCAAUAAAGAUGAAAUUGAAAUUUUAAUGAAAGAAAUUACUCAUAUUAAAUUUUCUCAAGCCACACCAGGUAAAACCAUCUUUGAUAAACGUACCACAACAAUGGCUGAUAAUGGUGUCUUAACAAUUACCACAACUUUUGAAGAUAGAAAUGAAGGUUUUAAAACUUUUAAAGAGAAACUUCGUCAAUUAUUUACUGCUCGUCUUUACAAAGUUCAAAUUCGUGAUACAUUAGUACCAGCUCUCAAAGAAAUGAUUGAUCUUGCCGUUAAAAUUCAAUAUAAAGCAAACUUUUUAGAUAAUAUUCCAGUUACACCAUUUGCUGAUUAUUCAAGUAAAGUCAUUUUCGAUUGGCAAGUUGUUGAUAAAGAAUCAUUAGAGAAUCAAGUUAAUUUCUAUAAAGCACUCACUGAUAACUUGAAAACCACUGCUACAUUUGCAAAGGUAUUGGAUGGUGCAAUUCGUGAUAUUUGUUCUUAUGAUGUUGGUAAAAAUGAAUUUGUCAAUUGUACAACUUUUAUUCUUCGUGAUAUUAUCAGAGCUAAAGAAGAGGUUGUUAAAAAUACAACACCAUCAACUUGGGAAUUCUCAGCAUGUUUCCAUGGUCCAGCUUUAAGUACAAAUAAAUCAACCUUAACAACUCUAUUCAAAGAAACUUUAUCAGUUGCCUUCCCAUGUGCUAUUCAAGAUACAUUCCCAUUAAUUGAUGAAUUAGUUGAAGAUUUAGAAAGUUCAACAGGUAAGAAAGUACCAGUUGUAAUUAAUUAUGAUAGUUGGAGAAAUGUUGAAUCAUUUAGAGAUGAUACCACAUCUUAUAAAAGUAUUAAAGAUAUCGUUGUUAAUGUACCAAGAAGAGGUUUAGGUGCAAUUAUGGAUUUGGUUAAAGAUGAAAUCGUCAAAGAGGAAUAUAAUAAAAAAGUUAAUAAAAUCAUUAUCGUUUGUGAUCCAUCUAAUAAAGUUGAAGCAUCACGUUCAAAAGAUCCAAAUGUACUUGGUAAAUUAGUAAAUGGUGAAUUAACAUUCACUCUUAAUUUCAGAGAUGCUAAAUCUGGAACCACAAAAUCAUGGGAUUAUCAAUUGGAAUUAAUGUUACAAACUCGUCCACUCAAGAUUCAAAGAGCUAUUAAUAAAGCCAAGAUGUCAUUAGAUGAAGUUACAAAGAAAUUCUCUGCACUCAUUGGUAAACAAGUACCAGUUUCAGUUGAUUACAAUGGUUUCAUUAAUGAUAGUCAUUUCAUUGUAGAUUUGGAAGAAGAAGUCUAUACCAAGGUUAUUUCAUCAUUUGCUCAUCUUUUAACCAAAGGUUGGAUUGAUAAUGGUCCAGCUGCUGAACUUUUAACUUAUGAUACCGUUAAGAAAUCAAUUCAAAAUCAAAUGACCAACUUGAAAUUUGUUAUCAAUUGCGCAUCAUCUCAAAAAGAAAAUUAUGAAUUUAGUUUCAAUGGUACUGAAUUCAUUGCUGGUUUAAAUUUAAAUUCAGCAUGUAAAGUAGAAUUAAAAGAAUGGAGAUUAGAAAUGGAAAGAAUGUUCAAACUUCGUGAUCUUAGACUUCGUGAAGAAAUUGCAGUUAGAGUUGAUUUAUCACAAUCAAAGAAAGCCAUCGAUGCUGUCAUUGGUAGACCAGUUCAACUUGAAAUCGAUUGGGAAUCACUCAUUAGAAAUGCAGAUUUCCUUUGUAAUCUCAAUGAUUAUUGUAAAGUUAUUCAUGUUUUCUCUGAAGAUAUCUCAAUGGAAUUAUCAACUAAAUAUGGUUUUGGUAGAUGUGUAGAAUAUACUGAAAUCCAAGCAUUCGUUCAAAAUAAUCUCUCAAAAAUUGUAAUCUGUGCUGGUAAUUCAUUAUCAGGUGUUGAUAUCUCUUAUGAUAAAUCUUCAAAAACCAUCAAAGUUUCCGUUGGAAUUAAAGUACUUUAUAAACAAAUUCAAGCAAAUACCAAUAAUUAUGAAUCCUAUGGUAGACAAAUUGAAAAUGUUAUGGGCUUACGUAUGAUGAUGAUUCAAGGUUAUAUUAAACGUAAUAAUCCACCAGCCAUUGAAGAUGCUAAAUCACGUUUAAGAGAAGCCGUUGAAAUGGAUGUUAGUUUAGAAAUUGAAUGGUCUUCAAUCAUUGAUCAUCCAUCAUUUAAUAAGAUUGUUGAAUUUGUUCCAGUAUUAAAGAAUAUCGUUUCAUUAUCAGCCCAACUCAAUCCAUUAGUUAAAUUAUGUCGUGAAAAUUUCGAAGCUAAAGCUCAACUUAAAGCAGUACGUAAUUAUACAAUCAUUGUUGAUGGUAGUAGUCGUGUCGAUGAAGGUGAAUUUGAUACCAAUAAAUUUGGUGUUGACUGGGCUAAAGUAUCAUGGAAAGCUCCACCAGCUCGUGAUCAUAUCGUAGUUACCGUCAAUCUCGAAUCAAUCAUUAAAACUUCACCACAUGACCUUUCAAUUGAAGAUAAAAUCGAAUUCCUUGUCACUCCAGAUAAGGCAAUUGAACGUUUCAAUAGAAAAGAAGAUUUAGAAAAUCGUGAACAUGAUAGACGUAUGGCAGAACGUCGUCAUAAUGAACAAAUGCGUGCUGAUGAAAGAUUAGCUGAUGCUGCUCGUGAUAGAAAUAGAGAAUUAGAAAGAUUAAAUAGAAAUUUAACAAGAAGAUAUUAA